Actinia tenebrosa (Australian red waratah sea anemone) is the source of this 1152-nucleotide messenger RNA. Its product is annotated as sporulation protein kinase pit1-like. Lineage: Eukaryota; Metazoa; Cnidaria; Anthozoa; Actiniaria; Actiniidae. The record is from RefSeq and is a predicted model, not a curated record.
AUGGACGUAGAAAAGGACUUUGAGGUGAGCGUAGAGAAGGACUUAGAGAUUGACGCAGAAUCGAGAAAGAAAAAUACUAGAAAAUACUACAAAAAUCUUGCAAAAAAUCAAAAGAAACGAUGGCGCGCAAGGAAGAAGAAAAGAGAGGAAGAUGGGGUCAAAAGGAGGGAUCAAUUUCAAAGAAACAGAGCGAUGAACGACCAAGGUGAACAGAUGGAGGUUGAGCUAGAAGCUAAGUAUCUAGAACCGACCGUUGUUAUGGAAGUGGAGAAAGAAAAGACAGGAGAAGGAGAAAGUAGUUUAAGUGUUUCCAGAGAAGAACGGGGGAGUCUGCUGGGGAGAGAAGAGAGGAGUCAUCGAAGUCAGUCAAUUCCGCAUGGCCAUCGGUUUAAAGAAAUAAAUAUUUCUGGGCUGGUUAAGAUCGGCAAAUCUGUUGGUGCAGGGACUUUUGGCCAAUGCAAUUUAGCACGGUACAGAGGUAUGGUAGUCGUUGUGAAGGACUAUAUCACAGACAACUUUUCCAGCAAGGAACAGCUAAGACAGGAAGUCCUUCAUGAAGCAAAAGUAAUCUCUCAGCUUGGCGACCAUCGAAACCUCCCUUUACUGUAUGGAAUAUGCACUGUCAAUCUUCCAUACAAGAUGGUUUUACAAUUCCACGGAAUAGGGGAGAAAAGUGUCACACUUUACAAGGCAGUCAAGACAAAGAAAUUGACGAACGAACAGUGGUUUGACAUUGUCAAAGGUGUUGCUGCCGGUUUAAACCACGUGCACGCAAGAGGAUACUUGCAUAAUGAUUUGAAAGUCAACAACGUGGUUAUUGAGAACUCUACAGGCGAGUACCAUAGCGUCAUAAUUGAUUUUGGUAAGAGUUCCAAGAUUUCUGCCAAUUCAAGGAGAAAAAACCUUUCCAAAGAGGAGCAGCUAAAGUACACAGCAAGCUAUCCACACAUUGCGCCUGAAAUUGUAGAUGGCAGCAGCGAUCCCUCCAUUAAGAGUGACGUUUUCUCUUUUGCAAAGCUAUUGCAAUUUGUAGAAAAACACUCAUCUUUUGAAAUAGGUGGACGAGUAGGCUGCAUGGCAUAUAGUGCAGCUCUUCUACAGAAUCCUAAAAUGCGGCCUACACUUAUGCAAAUUAUAAAUUACAAUAAGUAA